Molecule: messenger RNA, 500 nt
Organism: Caenorhabditis elegans
Lineage: Eukaryota; Metazoa; Nematoda; Chromadorea; Rhabditida; Rhabditidae
Gene: Y87G2A.18
Product: LITAF domain-containing protein
Exons: 3
Coding region: 4-360 (118 amino acids)
Cellular component (GO): lysosomal membrane; membrane; late endosome membrane
Source: RefSeq, marked reviewed
AAAAUGGCGAGCAAAACAGAUUCCCCGUCAAAUUUCGAAAUGGAGGAUGUUGAGCAGAACGCUCCGGAGCCGAAUCCACAGAACGAUUCGAGGUACAUAACGUCACGAACGUCUCCAUACAACGUUAUGCCCAUCGAGAUGGACUGCCCGCAUUGUCAGAAUCACAUUGUAUCGCACAUCGAACGUGUCGCAGGAGUCCUUCCAUGGAUAAUCUUUGCAAUUCUUGCAUUCCUGGGUAUCUUCCUCUUCAUAAUUCCAUGGUGUUUCUGUUGUGUUCCAUUCUUUCUCGAUCAACUGCUCGACGUCAAUCACUCGUGUCCGGCGUGCAAAAAGUUUUUGGGUCGAUUCAAUCGGGUCUGAAAAUUCGAUAAAUUUCGCCUUUCCAUGUAUUUCUUGCCUAAUUUCUCUCUCUCUCUCUCUCUUGCAUAAUGACCGUUUUUCUUGAAAAGCUUUAAAUUCUCACCCAAUUCUUGUCUUGAUAAAUUUGUAUUAUUCCUUUU